AUGCAGGGCGCGGACGGCGACCGCGGGCUGGUCUACCGCGCGGCGGAGCUCAUCUACAGCUCGGUGGCGCAGCAGCAGCACGUCUACGAGUUCCACGUGACGGUGCAGGUCGUGGAGGUGUACAACGAGGAGAUCUACGACCUGCUGGCGGCGCCUGCCACCGACAGGGGCUCGCCCUCCAGUCUGGCCAAAAUGGGCUGCCACGUCGGCGCCACGAGCAUGUGCGGCAACCAGCCCUCGAGCUCCUCGGCGACGCUGGAGAUCCGCCACGGAGAGAAUGGGGUCUACCUCAAGAACGUGGAGGCGGUGGCCGCACCCAGCGCCAAGGAGCUCCACGACGCCAUCGCGCGCAGCAAGGCCAGCAGGGCCAAGAACGACCGCAGCAACCGCGCCCACACCGUCGUGAUGAUCGACAUCCGGCGCACCAGCAAGGCGAACGGCGAGGAAGACGCGGGAAGGCUGGCGCUCGUGGACUUGGCGGGCUCGGAAAGGCUGUCCAAGACGGCGGACACGCCCGCCAUCACCGUCCGUGAAUCGCAGCACAUCAACAAGUCGCUGGCGGCUGUAGGAGACGUCCUGGCGGCGCUGCUGGCCAAGGAGAAGCACAUCCCGUUCCGCAACACCAAGCUCACCCACUUGCUGCAGGACUCGCUCAGCGGCAGCACCAAUCGCACGCUGCUCAUUGUCCACGUGAGCCCGAGAAGCGCCGACGUGAACGAGACCAUCAACUCGCUCAAGUUCGCGUCGCGCGUCAGCCACAUCCAGACGGGCAAGUCGCAACGCACAGAGCGUGCCGAGAUCUCUCGCCUGAACGGAGUGGUGAGGAUUGAUUGUUUUCUGUUUGUUGCCAACCAAGUCUCACAGAUCCAGGCGCUCCAAGAGAAGCUGGCAGCCGAGCUAGAGCUACGCAAGAAGUACGAGAAGCGGCUGGAAGAGUACCGUCAGGAGGAGCAUCGCCGCAGGUCGAAGGGCGAUGAGAGAAGAGCUUUGCAGCAGAUGAGGACCCCGUCACCAGAACUGCCACCCCCAAUCUCAUCGCGCAGGUGGAGUUUGUAUGCACGAAAGGAGAAGCUUGCCAAUGCCCAGGGGCUCAAUGGCAUCGAAAACGUUGCUGAAAACAUUCUCCGAGGCAACGAGUCUUCACCCGAAACUGCAGAGAUUAGGACGACGAGUAGUGGCAAACCGAGCGGCAUCUCUCCUCCCACAAACUUCUCGCGACGACUCAGUUUGUCUGCUCUGGAUCAAAAGGCUAGGCCUCCAAGUCGAGCUGCGCAGACAGGGAAGAGGAAGAGAACAGCUGCGUCCGAUAAAGUUCGCAGCAUUCUCAAGAAGCAGCGUGGCGACGACGAAGUUGUCGACUUGACGGCGAUCGAUAGCGACAACAACGUAGCAGCAUCCAAGCAAGUCUCAUUUGACUUGUCGCUCGCAACCAUCGGCACAUCGGCUUUGCCUUCUCGUGAGCUGACCGCCACACCCAGCGCCCCUCGGGUGUAAGUGCUGCAUACUUAAACCAAAACCAGCCUCGAUCACGAUCUCACUGAUUCUGUGCGUGCAGCUCUGUAGGUGGAGCGGUGCGAGUUCUUGCCGCGACCAGGACGGCGACGCCGGCGAGAAGGGUUACAUCGGCUUCUAG
Molecule: messenger RNA, 1633 nt
Organism: Phytophthora sojae
Lineage: Eukaryota; Oomycota; Peronosporomycetes; Peronosporales; Peronosporaceae
Exons: 5
Coding region: 1-1494 (497 amino acids)
Biological process (GO): microtubule-based movement
Molecular function (GO): microtubule binding; ATP binding; microtubule motor activity
Source: RefSeq, a predicted model, not a curated record